This is a messenger RNA of Heterostelium album PN500, 918 nucleotides long. RefSeq lists its product as uncharacterized. The transcript has 3 exons. The coding region runs from base 1 to 918 and encodes 305 amino acids. NCBI's taxonomy places the organism in Eukaryota, Evosea, Eumycetozoa, Acytosteliales, Acytosteliaceae. The record is from RefSeq and is a predicted model, not a curated record.
AUGACUAUUUUUCAAUUUUAUUAUUUAUAUUUCCCUUUUGGUGAAGAUAUUAAAAAAGAUGAUUAUAUAAUUCCAACUAUUGAAAAUGAAAAGGAUAUGUUGGUUGAUACCAUUUUGGGAAUGGUUACUGAUCAUCAUCAUUUCAUAGCGGAUAAGCUUAAAGAAGCUGUUAAAAAGAAACAUAGUGAUUGGAUUGAUAUACUUACGUAUUCACAUACUGUUGUUGGAGGUAGCGAAUGGACUGAUAGUGGAUUAGAUGAAAGCUUUUCUAGACCAUUGUGUUUAUCGAAAGCUAUUACUCCUGAUUAUCCUUCACUUGUCAAUUAUAACAAUCAUUGUUUCCCACUCUUAUUGUUUAGAGUUAUCUCUGUUCAUAUUAAUGCUCUUCAACAGACACUCUCUGUUAUGGAAUUCGAAUUGGCCAACUCUAUAAUUACAAAUGUUGAGAAUCAUGUUAAUAGAAGUUAUGCAACCAUUGAAACAUUUGAGUUUGAUAGUGAACUACUCAAAUUAAAAUACACUGAAAUCGAUUUGGACACUCGUCAAUUCAAAGUUUUUCAAGUGUAUCAAUGGAAUAAUGAGAAAUCUCGUGGUUCAAAAACAUUAUUAAAUAAUAAUCAAAAUAUAAAUGCAAAUCUAUCAAUUGAUAAAUCACCAAUGAUUGAUUUCGAUUCAUUGGAUUACGCAGAAAGAUAUAACCUAGCCUCACAUAAACCUGAAUCUUAUUUUAUCGAUGUAAAGGUAAAGAAUGGCAUAAAAGUAGUAAAAGUACAAUCACCUCUCAAUAAACAAUCGAUAGUGACAGCAAUCUCCAAAGAGCUAUCAUUACCAAUCGAAUCAAUUACCAACAUCUACGAUACUGUCAAUAGUAUUGAAAUAGAAGAGGAUCAUAUUUUUCAAAUUAAAAUACUACUUUAA